Pocillopora verrucosa is the source of this 1981-nucleotide messenger RNA. RefSeq lists its product as uncharacterized. Gene Ontology annotation, biological process: regulation of Rho protein signal transduction; Rho protein signal transduction. Gene Ontology annotation, molecular function: actin binding. The record is from RefSeq and is a predicted model, not a curated record. Lineage: Eukaryota; Metazoa; Cnidaria; Anthozoa; Scleractinia; Pocilloporidae. Gene Ontology annotation, cellular component: plasma membrane.
CUCGUGACACAUAACUAGUAGAUAUAUCGCCACAAGCCAGGCCGUAGAUCACUCUUACGUGGCCACAGAUUCCUUGCGGAUAAUUUGGCGAUGAAGGAGUACAAUUUUGUUGAGUCAGAUGAUGACUCAGGUUUCAAAGAUGAUUCAAGCGUCGCAUUCUCAGUGGAAAGCGGCCAGUCAGAGCGAGUUGCCACUUACAAAACUAAAUCUUGGAACUGCUUCGCCACAAAAAAACAGGAAGCUAAAGUAAAACAAGAACAGGAAGAAAAUGGCACCGGGUAUGACAACCCACGAAAACAAAACUUCUUUAAAAGAGCAACCAGGAAGAUCUUUGGCAAGACCAGGCGGAUGUUUAAUAAGAAACAUGAAGAUAACAAAAUGAAUACCACAGUGAAAACGGAAAAGAAACUGAAAGAAAAUUAUACGGAACAGGUGGCCAUUAUAAUACCGUCAGACAGCUGUGCGAGUGUGAAUGAGGAGCCAGCACCUUACCCUCAAAAUGUCAACUUCAUUCGAGCAGAGAAGAUGCGAUGCUCGAUUCGAGAAUCCCGCGGCUUGAACCCGCGGGAAGCUUUGCGGCUUCGCGAGAGACAAACUAUGCUUCGAGUUCUGUUUGAUUUUCAAGCAUGUGAUGACGAUGAUAUUUCCGUGAUGAGAGGAGAACUUGUUCAAGUACUCAACAAAGAUGAUAAGGAUUGGUGGUGGGUUGAAAAUGAACAUCGACAGAGAGGAUUUGUGCCGCGAAACUUUCUUUGGCCCUGUGGCUGUUACGUGUGUCAACAGUUUAUUUUGGACAGAGUGACGAAUGUGGGCCCAGUCCUCAGCGACCAGAACAUUGAACAACAACGGUUCCAGGCAACUGAUCAAUUCAUCAGGGAGGAAUCGUUUGGCGAAAGAACACGGCUCAUUGGAAACAAAAGAUACACGAGUACAUGGUGCUGAAGACCUGGUCAUGUAAACCUGGAAAAUCUCCGCAAGAGAUUUAAAACAACACCUGAUUGAAAGUGUUGGGCUGAAAAACGCUAAUGACACUGCUUUUUUCGCUUUGUUGCUGUUCUGCCGAAAACACACUCGAAUAAUUUUGAAUUUUAUUCAUGUAAUCUGUUUUAUGGAAAGUGGAUGAAUGAGUGAGAUAAAGUUAAAAGUGGGCAGCUGGCAUAAGAAGCCGUUAGUUUUUCAUCUGGUCAAAUGUUGUUUGUAAAAAAUUUCAGUGUUUUGAGAGUUUUCUUAAAUAAAUGCAAUUUUGAGACAUUAUUUCGAGAAAAGUGUGAUAGAAAUUAAUCCAAUUUUGUUUAAAUUUUAAUCUCCAUAAAAAGGGAAUUUCCCACUAUAUUUCUGAUAUUUGUCCUGUGGCCAGUCCUAGGAUAGGUUGAAAUACGAAAUUUGUCAAGUUUUGUAUUUUUGAGAAGCGUAUGUAACUGAAAGCGCCUUUCCACCAGUCUGAGUCAGGUUUUAGAAUAACGUGAAUGUACCGUUCGUCGAUAUUCUCAUAUCCUAUAAGCAGGCCCUCGUUUUUUCUUCGACUUGUCUCAAAUCUGCCCGCGCGCGGAGAAACUCGUGUAAUGCAGUGAGUAGUUACCUUAACCUACGCCGUUUGAAAGCGUAACUUUUGAGGGCUAUUGCAAUAGAUAUUUAAAAAUUGGAAAGUUUUUCCUCCUCCAAAUGUAUAAGAAAUGACGGCCUAACGAUUUAAGAUUCGGGAUGAAAUAAAUGGCUUAUAAAUAGCUUCUCAUUCGGAGCACCCAUGAUACCUAUGAAGGACCGAGAUUUUGUAUAUUUUUAAGUAUUAUUAUACUGUACGUAAAUUGCUAGAUUAGUUUGUAACUUUUAUUUGUCAAAGAACCUUAUUUUAUUGUCUUGUACUGAAUUAAAAUACAAUAGGGUGAUUUUACAAUUUAUUUUGUUUAUUAUUUCACAUUUUAUUAGUUAAUUGUAGGUCCGCAUCAGCCUCAUGGCUGCCACUUUUGUAACCUGCAUCACU